UCACUGGUGGCUGACGAUGUCAAACCGCGAGCCGUUUCGUUACGAAGACAGGUAAUGGUUUCGUUAAUCUUAUGUGCAGCUAUUGUGACUCUACAUUUGAGAACAUAAAAGACACAGUGUGUCAUUGUGUUGAGGAUCUCCCGGCAGAAAAGGUGUCCUACAUGUGGAAGUCGAUUGAUGGGAGGAGUAAUCUCCAAAGGACAUACAAUGUAUUGGGGUCUAAUGUUACCGGCAAAGAAAUCAGUUUUGAUCCCCAAUCUGGGAAAAUGAUAGUACCUACCAAAUCUUUAGCCAGCGACAGCCCAGUUCGAAAACUACACAAAAUCAACACACCAUCAAAAUCAGUUCAUCGUCAAUUAUAUUCACAAUUAGAAGUCGACCAAGAACAUGUCGAAAACUUAUCUUCAACUGAGGCAACUGAUUCAGUUGCUGAUUUAUCGGAACUGUUGGACACCACAGUGUUAUAUUCGGAUUCAGAGCCCGACAUUGAGGAGUAUGAACUAAUGGAAAAUGCAAAUGACAUCCCUGAUGACGUAAUGGCGGACACACAAACUGUACAAAUGGUAGUUCAGCAACUUAAAACGUUAUUGCCGUCUGUUACCACUCAUUUAGCUGAUUGUGGUCGUUUACAUGAAUGGAUGAAUUUCUUUCAUUUGAUUGACUCUGGAGAUUUGAGUGUAAAGCACAUUGCGGCCCAGUUGUUUCUAGAUGUCAUAAAGUUUUCAAGCCUAGAAGAUGUGCGGCUAAUGAGAUACACUCCUGAAGUGAGACAGUUUUGGACAGUCGGACAGGCGCUGUUUAAAUCUAAGUUUCUGCGAUUCAUGGGAGGAUACAAGGUGUUUUCAGGAGCAAUUGAGCAUGGAGACAGUGACAAUAAAUCAAUGACAAAGUCUGAUAUUAACAUGAUAAAUUUUGUUUGUCCAAACAAGGAUGUAUUAAAGGAAGAGAGAAAGAAUUACGCGCUGGACUGCAGCACCCCAGGGAUUAUACAUUCAAAUAUACAGGCUGUAUAAAACCUAGACAUAUUCUGUUGAUGUCUUCAAUAGAAAACACAUACACCUUCAGUUGAAAACCCAUACCUAAUGCAGUGACUUCGAGAGAAAACUCAUACUCAUUUCUUAUAAACACGACCGAGUAUUAAAGGCAUUUUUUUUGUAGGAAUAGAGGCAUAAAAUCAAAUGAAAAACAUGUACAGUCGAAAAAUAUGUUGAACUCGUUUUCAAAAGCUGAAAGUUUAAGCACAAUAAUUACAUUUAAUAACGGAUGCUUGUGCUUAUCAUGAAUUUGCUGUAUAAAACCACACAUUCAAAAAGAAACUGUCUGAUUUUAUUCAACACACGAUCAAACAACUGCAAAUUAGUCAUAUGUUUGCUUUGCUAACAAUUGAUAAAGAUUUACAGCUAACGUUUCACACAAAUACUCUUACCUUUAUAUGCACAGUUAUGAAUUCCAGUAACACAGGGGUGUGUGAGGCGUGUAUGUAAACAAAUACUCACAACGAAACCAUUACCUGUCUUCGUAACGAAACGGCUCGCGGUUUGACAUCGUCAGCCACCAGUGUAACUGCAAUCGUGUGAACGAGGAUCUCACAUUUUUCGCUGAACUUACAUGAUAUGGACCUUUAAAAAUAAGAUGUGAGUAGGCUACUUAGUGACCAGCCAUCUCGGACAGAGCUUACAGCUUGCAGUGAUCGAGGACGUUGCAAGCAAUUAAACGGAUGCAGUGUUAAUAUCAACCGGUGGGCAUAGUUUUUAUCUCCCUUUAGUUUUUACACAAAGAAAUAAGAUAGAACGGAUUGUAACUCACGCCAGGAUAUUAACGCUCAAAACAUCAGCGUUUUAAAUUGACAUUCACACUGCAUAUUGAUAGAAUGAACAUAAGAUUAAGUUUUUUUCACCAACUGGAAAUCAUCGCAAAUAUUGUGCAGAUGCUGUACCUCAAUCAUUUCUUGUUAUAAAGAAAUCGGCAACAGUAAAAUUCUGUUAUCAAAGAAGCCUAAAAUGUAGCAAUAUAUACAAAGAUCUUUU
Mercenaria mercenaria is the source of this 2027-nucleotide messenger RNA. RefSeq lists its product as uncharacterized. The transcript has 2 exons. The record is from RefSeq and is a predicted model, not a curated record. NCBI's taxonomy places the organism in Eukaryota, Metazoa, Mollusca, Bivalvia, Venerida, Veneridae. The coding region runs from base 72 to 1013 and encodes 313 amino acids.